Sceloporus undulatus (fence lizard) is the source of this 2146-nucleotide messenger RNA. Its product is annotated as tubulin alpha-1D chain-like. Bases 115 to 1473 code for a protein of 452 amino acids. The transcript has 4 exons. Lineage: Eukaryota; Metazoa; Chordata; Lepidosauria; Squamata; Phrynosomatidae. Gene Ontology annotation, biological process: mitotic cell cycle; microtubule cytoskeleton organization. The record is from RefSeq and is a predicted model, not a curated record. Gene Ontology annotation, cellular component: microtubule; cytoplasm. Gene Ontology annotation, molecular function: structural constituent of cytoskeleton; GTP binding.
UGCCCUGGAGAUGGGUUUGGAAUGCUAUAAAAACCAUCUGCUGCAAACAAAACUUCCAGUUCCCAUCCUUCAACCUCUGAGCUCAUCAGUGCCAGAUUGAAGACAUUUUGCAAGAUGCGUGAGUGCAUUUCUAUCCAUGUAGGCCAAGCUGGUGUUCAAAUUGGCAAUGCAUGCUGGGAGCUGUAUUGUCUGGAGCAUGGCAUUCAGCCAGAUGGACAAAUGCCCAGUGAUAAAACUAUUGGUGGUGGGGAUGACUCCUUUAAUACUUUCUUCAGUGAAACUGGAGCGGGGAAGCAUGUGCCUCGGGCUGUCUUUGUGGAUCUGGAGCCCACAGUGAUUGAUGAGGUUCGGACUGGAACGUAUCGCCAGCUUUUCCACCCAGAACAGCUGAUCACUGGAAAGGAAGAUGCUGCCAAUAAUUAUGCUCGUGGACACUACACAAUUGGAAAGGAGAUCAUUGAUUUGGUGUUGGACAGGAUCCGGAAGCUGGCUGACCAGUGCACAGGUCUCCAGGGAUUCCUUAUCUUCCACAGCUUUGGGGGAGGCACUGGCUCAGGGUUCACUUCUUUGCUGAUGGAACGUCUCUCUGUUGACUAUGGCAAGAAGUCCAAGCUAGAAUUCUCCAUUUAUCCAGCUCCACAGAUCUCCACAGCUGUAGUGGAGCCCUACAACUCCAUCCUCACCACACACACCACCCUUGAGCACUCAGACUGUGCUUUCAUGGUGGACAAUGAAGCUAUCUAUGAUAUCUGCCGCAGGAACCUGGACAUCGAGCGUCCAACUUAUACAAACCUGAACAGGCUGAUUGGCCAGAUUGUCUCCUCCAUCACAGCCUCCUUACGUUUUGAUGGUGCCCUCAAUGUAGAUCUAACAGAAUUCCAGACUAACCUAGUGCCGUACCCUCGCAUCCAUUUCCCUCUGGCCACUUACUCUCCAGUCAUCUCUGCAGAGAAGGCUUAUCAUGAGCAGCUUUCAGUGGCUGAGAUCACAAAUGCUUGUUUUGAACCUGCUAACCAGAUGGUGAAAUGUGACCCCCGUCAUGGCAAAUACAUGGCCUGCUGCCUUUUAUACCGAGGUGAUGUGGUGCCCAAAGAUGUCAAUGCUGCUAUUGCCACCAUUAAAACAAAGCGCAGCAUUCAGUUUGUAGAUUGGUGCCCCACAGGCUUCAAAGUAGGAAUUAAUUACCAGCCCCCCACUGUGGUUCCUGGUGGAGACCUAGCCAAGGUGCAGCGAGCAGUAUGCAUGUUGAGCAACACCACAGCCAUUGCAGAGGCCUGGGCCCGCCUGGAUCAUAAGUUUGAUCUGAUGUAUGCCAAACGGGCCUUUGUGCAUUGGUACGUAGGGGAAGGCAUGGAAGAAGGGGAGUUCUCUGAGGCACGAGAAGACACGGCUGCCCUGGAGAAGGAUUAUGAAGAGGUGGGGACAGAUAGUAUUGAUGGAGAAGGAGAAGAAGAGGAAGGGGAUGAAUAUUAGCAAAGCAUUCUUGUAUGGGGGAAAUUAAAAUAACAAUUGCUUUAGCUAUCAGGUAGUCACUUCCCAAAAUAAAAUAUUAACUAUGUCACAGAACUGUGGCUGAGUUUUCUUGCUAACUUACAAUUUAAUCAGACUUUCCUUGCCACGUAAUCACCUGGCUUUUAAAAAUAAGAGCAAUCUUGACUCUUGAAGGUUACUGCCUCCAUUCAGAUGGCACAUCCCUCUUGGGUGACCUGGUCAAAGUGGAAUAAUGAACACAGAACCUUGGCAAUUGCAGUUCUAGAUAAGUCUCCCUGUCUGAAUUGUAAGAGAGGCAAAUAUAGAGGCUGAAAUACUGGGCUAAAAUUAUCUUUUUCUGGUACAGUUUAAGAGUAUACGACAAACACCUUUGACACUGCAGGGUGGUGCCAUGCUAUCCAGAAAUUCAGUUCUAAGCAGAGGCAACCAAUGGCAAAUUCACUCUGGGGUUUAGUUUGAACCUGAAAGCACAUAUCCAAGGUAGAGAAAGGUGCUGAUCCUAUUUGUGAGAGCUUGGGUAGCUCCUUUAAAGUUCUGAGCAGAAGCUACAACACAUGAACUGUCCCACUGAUUUGGAACUUACCAGCCUCUGCUGGUUCAAAUAAAGCACUGUACCACCUAAACUUUCCUGAUGGAUUUGCUGAUUACUAUUAAU